Molecule: messenger RNA, 324 nt
Organism: Macrosiphum euphorbiae (potato aphid)
Lineage: Eukaryota; Metazoa; Arthropoda; Insecta; Hemiptera; Aphididae
Source: the annotation of a GenBank genome assembly
AUGGAGAUUUUAGACGAUAUCGAAGCAGCGUGUGUUCUUUAUGCAUUAUACGAAAAUAAUGAAUUAAAUAAAAAACCAAAACCAAAAAAACAGAGACGCCAUUGGGUACAUCCGCUGAACCUUAAACGGCCACAAGAAGGUCAAUUUCAGGUCACAUUCAUGGCAUUACGCAGUUAUCCAGAAGAGUUUGUUAAGUAUUACCGAAUGUCAAUUGCAUCAUUUGAUGAGCUGAUAUCAUUGAUUAGACUACCUUUGACCAAACAAGAAACUGGUUUACGAGUACCAAUCUCUUCAGAAGAAAGACUUACUGUUACACUGAGGUAA